AUGUCAUCCUUUAAAAAGUCGUACGAUAUUAUUAUUGCAGGUGGAGGUCAUAAUGGACUUGCAUGUGCUGCCAAGUUGAAGAAAACAAUGCCAUCAUUAUCAAUUUGUGUUUUAGAAAAGAGACAUGUGACUGGUGGAUGUGCAAUUUCUGAAGAAAUGGAGCCAGGAUUUAAAUUUUCACGUGCUUCUUAUUUAUUUAGUUUGUUUAGACCACAUAUUAUGGAUGACUUGGAUUUGAGAAGAAGAUUGAAAUUACUUCCUAGAAAUCCUUCUUCUUUUACUCCAACUUUGGAAAAAGAUCAAUAUCUAUUUAUGGGAAGUGAUUCUGAAAUGAAUUUUAGAGAAAUUUCUAAAUUUUCAAAGAAGGAUGCAAAGAAUAUGGAACUUUAUGAAAAGCAAUUGCAAAGAGUUGCAGGAGCUGUUGAGAAAUUAUUAGAUUGUGGUCCAAUUGACUUGGGUAUUGAUGAAGAUGCAACCACAAGGGAUAUUCUUUUUGAUAGAGAAAGUGGUAUCAUUGGUAACAAGGAAAAUAGAGAAAGAAUGAGGAAAUUAGUUGAAGCUGGUCGUGAAUUGGGUCUUUCCAAUAUUAACACUGCAUUUGAUGUUUUCACAAGUCCAGCAACUAAAAUUUUGGAUCACUGGUUUGAAAGUGACAUUUUGAAAGCUACUCUUGCAACUGAUGCUAUUAUUGGUGAAUAUUGCUCACCAAAUACACCAGGUAGUUCCUAUGUUUUGUUGCAUCACGUUAUGGGUGAUAUUGGUUUUGGAAAGGGUAUUUGGGCCUAUGUUGAAGGAGGAAUGGGUUCUGUCACUCGUCAUUUGACUGAUAUCAAUAAGGAGCUUGGUGUUGACGUGUUCACAAAUGCAAAUAUUAAACAAUUCACAUUCAACCAUUCAAGCAAACGAUGCACAGGUGUAGUCCUUGAAGAUGGUACUGAAAUCCUUGCCAACAAGGCUGUGGCCAGUAAUUGUGAUCCUCACACAACAUUCAGAAAGAUGGUUACAGAAUCGGAUUUAUUGGCAACAUAUGGAGAAGAUUUUGCCAGGAAGGUCGAUAAUAUUGAUUAUUCUAGUGCCACAUUCAAGAUUAAUCUUGCAGUUAAUGCAUUGCCACAGUUUAAAUGUUUCUCCUCACCAAAGAGUGAAAGAAAGUCGAAUGGAGCUGGUAAAGAACACUUUGGUACCAUUCACUUUGAAACAAGUAUUCAAGAGAUUGAGGAUUCAUAUAUUCAAGCUAAAUCCUCAAAAUUAUACUCCAGUAAUCCAGUUAUUGAAAUGACCAUUCCUAGCAGUUUGGAUAGUACUCUUGUUAAAGAUCCAAAUCAUCAUGUCAUUCAGUUAUUUACACAAUAUGCUCCAUAUGAUUUGAAGGAAGGUUUCACAUGGGAUGAAAAAUUAAAGAGAGAAUAUGUCAAUAAGGUUUAUGAUAAGAUUGAAAGUUAUGCUCCAGGUUUUAAGAAUUCAAUUAUUGCUGAAGAUUUAUUAUCACCUCUCGAUUUGGAAAAGACAUUUGGAAUUAAGGGAGGUAAUAUCUUCCAUGGUUCCAUUCGUUUGGAUCAAUUGUAUUUGAAUAGACCUUUCAGAGGUUUCUCAAAUUAUCGUUACUUUAGUAAGAAACAUGGUGUUGGUGUCAGUAACUUAUUCUCAUGCUCUUCUGGAAUGCAUCCAGGUGGUGGUGUAAUGGCUGGUCCUGGAUAUAACUGUGCUCAUUCAAUCAUUUCUUCUCUCGCCAAUUCUUCCCUCUAAAAGGUGUGAUUCAUGUCUUGAAUGCUGCUAUUCUGAGCACACAUCAUUGCACAAAUGAGAAAUUUCUAUUAUAAUAAAAACAUUGUAAUUACCAUCCUUCGAGUGAAAGCAUCCUAAUUUGAAAUAAGGCGUUUGCUAACAUCCUAUUAGUUACCGAAAUAUUGGCACAUAUCAAAUUUCUUUACACGUGCUGAUUUAAAUCUCCAAAGAGAAUGCAAAAUGUCAGCAACUGUCAAUUGGAUUGGAAUUUAGCCAUUGGUCUAGUAUUCAACCGGUGAACAUAUUCGAAAACUGGCGAAACCCUUAUCGACUUUCAACAAUAAAAUAAGGGAGUAUAACCUCAAUAUCAUGACGGACAGGGAUGUUUUUGGCAGGUAACAAGCUCAGGAAUUUCUUGGCAAUAUUAUUUUACAAAUAUGGCCACAUUUAAAGC
Molecule: messenger RNA, 2179 nt
Organism: Naegleria gruberi
Lineage: Eukaryota; Heterolobosea; Eutetramitea; Acrasida; Naegleriidae
Product: FAD binding/oxidoreductase
Exons: 4
Coding region: 1-1746 (581 amino acids)
Source: RefSeq, a predicted model, not a curated record